Molecule: messenger RNA, 4914 nt
Organism: Spodoptera exigua (beet armyworm)
Lineage: Eukaryota; Metazoa; Arthropoda; Insecta; Lepidoptera; Noctuidae
Source: the annotation of a GenBank genome assembly
AUGGACUCUGUAUCCGUAAGUUUUAAUAAUACGGAGGAACAAAAACCUAUAUUUACACUAGCUGGUGAUCAGAAUCCUACAUCGACUACCGAUAGCUUCACAUUUCCGGAUAAUAGAAACGUGGCUCAAGAUCCAGUGUUGUCAUCCAUGACACCAAUGAUGCAGGGUCUUGGAGGCAGCGAGCUCUUGAACAUGCUGUCACAACAGGAGCCAAGAGCCGCCGAUUAUCCGCCAGCAGUCGCCGAUAUGGAGGAUUUGCUGUCAAAUAUUCGUCUCAAUGGAUCUGACAUGUUCACUGAAGAUGCCAACGUCAAUAAUUAUUUUUCAGGAUUUGGUAGUCGCAGCGAGUCUGCGUCGUCCAGCGUUUGGCCUGAUGCUGCGAACGCGCAAUCCUCGAGGAACAGCGAAAUGAUGGAUACAUUCGACUUCCUCGUUAAAAGUCUAUCAUCGGCAAACACAUACGUGUCGAUGUUGACACGGGAGCAACUGUCAGUGCUGCGAUCCAUUCGCCCCAGUCUGUUAUAUGAAUUCCUGCAAGAAGUAGCCAAAGCACGCAGCGACCGCCGCAUGCGACGCGCCCUACCGAACGAGUGUGCCUUCUGCAAGAAUAACGGAGAGAACGAGGAGUGUUACUCUUCACAUGCACUGAAAGACUUACGCGGUCGCGUCUUGUGCCCUGUUUUGCGCGCUUUCCGCUGUCCCCGCUGUGGCGCCACUGGCGACAGGGCCCACACUAUCAAGUAUUGCCCGGAGGGCAGCGAGUCAGGUAGCUCAUUACUAUCAAUAUUAAUGAUUCAGAAUGCUAUGUAAAUAAUGCAUUAUUUACAUGUUUGUUUAUUAAUUUAAACUUUUUCAAAAAUUGGAAGAUUUGAUUUGAAUUUUUUUUCGAUAGGUUCUGGAAGCCUUUCGUCUCGCAGGCGUGUGCCGCCUUCGACGUCACUGCUGUUGAAUGGCGCCGGCGCUAACACAUCACGCUCGCAGGGCGGCACGUCCGCCCCCUCGGCUUCCCCAGUCAGCUCACCGGCUAACCCGGGGCUCUCUUACUCAUCUCUCUGGACCAACUUUGGUCUAAACUGAACCUUGACGAGUGAAUAUUCCAGUUUCAAUAAUCUAACUGACGGCCGAUUUGCAAAUGUUUCAUUUUGAUUGCUUAUCUCUAGCCAAGACAGAAGACCGAAAGAUACAUUAUUGAGACUCUUCGUACAACGAGCAUCCUAGGUGUGAAUAUUAGAUUCUUUUUUUGGACAUAUCUGUACCAUUUGUUGACUAUAUCUUAGGCACUUGAAGGAUACUCGUUCAUUCUAUUCGCUUGUGUGAAAUGUACUAUGGAACGCUGAUUCAUGUACGUACCUUAAGCCUCUGCUUUGGUACAAUAUUUCUGAAACCAUAAUCACAAAAUAUGGUUUUCUGUUCUAAAUAUUACUACAUCAGUAUUUAUUAACAGGGAAGCUAUAUUUUCUUUCAAACUAGAGUUCGGUCUUUUUUCUACUUUCCAAAGUAUAAAAGUGCACUGUGAAAGAACAUUAGUUCUAAUUAUAUUUUCGAAGUAUGCAGGACAUGCUUUUGUUUCAAACACCUUAAUAUGGUUUCAGAACAUUUUCUAUUUAUAUUGUUUCUCUAAUUAAUUUUUCAUUGGUUUUAAAAAUAUUUAUACUUUAUGUUAUCAAAUGUCUGAAGUUGAUUAAAAUUAAUAAUAAUAUAUAUCUAAUAACAUCAAAAUAUUCAUACGUCAGCUACAAUCGAAUAGUUUCUAUUCUAAAUCUUAAUGAAUUUAUUGUUAAUAUAUUUCUCCUAUAAUCAAAUCACAUUAUUUCAUGUACACUGCAAUCCUUUGGUAAAAUUAACUUUUGGCAAAAAAAUAUUGUAAUCACUAGUUAGUGUACCAAUGAAAAAUUUUCUUUUCACUUUUUUGUUAAAUUGAAUAUAUUACUUAUUUUUGAGCAUUGCUGAGUAUUUUUAUUUCCACCCAUACAUGAGAACUUGACCCUGUACAUGUUUUUUUAAACUUGAAUAUUAUUAUUGUUAAAUACACCGAAUAGGAGUAUGUCGCGUCCAGCUUUGUUAGAACGUUAGAACAUAAAAAACGAAAUUUAACCCUUAAAUGCAUAAUAAAAGAUGUUUAGCCAAAAAAAAAUAUUAUGUUUCUUUAAAGGUCUAUGUUAACUCAAAAAAUAAUUAAAAAAAUCUAAAUCAAUUAGAACGUUUAUUUUUUUAUAAAAAUAUGUUUGUAUCGAUUUCGAUACACUAUGCAUUAUCUUUACAAAAUAAUUAAAUUUUAUAUAACUGAAGAAUUAUGAAAAUGGGUGAAACAAUCUUUAGAUUUCUUACAACAUAAGUAAAUAUUGCACUUAGAACAUUUAAUUAUACUAAGUAAAUUACACGAUGGCAUCAUACAUCGACCACGUGACUCUGUUCUCAUGAUAUUAUGAUCCACUUGGUCAAGUCUAACUUCAAGGGGUGGCAAAACUUGGAUAGGUUUGCCUUUUCGCAUUUUGGGUGGUGGUUGAUCUUCUCUUAUAGCACUGGUGCUAGGGCGCCCUCUGGUGUUAGUAGGAGUAUAUUGGCAAAGAGUUUCAGCCAACUCUGAUCGGAAGUCUGCAAGGGUCAUGAUGUUUUUGUGGUUGCCUUUUCUUUCUUCUACUUUUUUGUGUAAUACCCAUGCAUUUAUUACAGUCAAAUCUAGCAGAUGAUAGAAGAUCCUCAUGUACCACUUUCUACUCUUCAUUCGAAUCCUGUAUCUUCCUAGAAAGGAAUCCAUUAGGUCUACCCCACCCAUGUGCAUGUUAUAUUCCUUGAUUAACUUCGGACACGUGAUAGAAAUCCUCUUCUUUUCUUUUUUAUCGAAUUGUUCUAUAUUCUCCACGGGGCAUGCUCCAACAUAUGUCGAAGCUAAGAUGACUUGUUUAUUGUCUUUCCAAGUAACUGUUGUCAUGUCAAUUCCUUCAAAAUUUGUUACGUAUUCUUCAUACGACCCUCUUGGGACUGAACUCUUCAUAACAUCCUGCUUGGUUGGCAACUUGCAAGAUUUUCCUAAUCGGUUUCUUUGAAUAGUGCCUAGGGAAUGUAUACCUUGUUUGGCUAGUGUAUACAUCAAUGGCAAAGAUGUAUAGUAGUUGUCGAAAUAGACAAUAUGAUUUCUUUGCCUGGGUACCACACUCAGCAAGUUCAUGACUGUUUGUCCCACAACUCCCAAGUUAUGUUCGUUUGACAAUCCUUCAUUAGCUUCUUUCCCAGAGUAAAUUAUAAACCUAUAAGCAAAACCGGCUAAACUGCAUAGAACAAACAAUUUGAACCCCCAUUUAUGGGGUUUGUUGGGGAGGUAUUGUUUCAGAAAAUGUCCUACUUUGGUGGCGCACAUCUGUUCGUCUAUAGAUAAUCUCUGUUCGAUGGUUACGCUGGAGAACUUUUCAUUUAAAUGGUUUAUUACGGGACGUAAUUUAUGAAGCCUGUCAUGCUGCGCAUGGUCUACUGGUAGAUGAUCAUCAUUAUUAUUGAAGUGCAGUAACUUUCGCAUUUUCUCAAAUUUAUUCACAGGCAUUGCCUCUUUGAUGUGUCUAAAGCCAAAUUUAUUGGACCAAUACGACCUUGUAUUCGGAUAAUGGUACACAGACAUGAAUAUAAGGAUCCCAAAAUAUUUGCGAAGGUCGCCCACUGUGAAUAAUUCGGGUCUGUCAGGUUGUUUCUGGACUGCGUAGCGAGUUGAUUCAGUAACAAUGUUUUCCAUAAACUGAUUCGUGAAAAAAUAGUUAAAAAACUGGUAAGGACUUUGCAAUUCCAUUAUAGAUGAAGGUAACUCUUCAGACCCAACGAAUUUGACAUUAUUCUCAUCAAAUGGAAAAGACUGCUUUUUCCACAGUAAAUGCCUCAAAUUUAUGAGAGAUUCAGUCGCUUGUGCUUCCACUUGCUCCGAAGACUGUGCGUCUUGUAUAGGCUGCUCAUCUUGAACCAAUGGAGGGUCUGGAAAUUCUUCUAAAUUAUUCUCUCCCGUAAGCACCUCUUCGUCAUCUUCUAAUUCAGCUGCCAAGGCUUCUCGAGAUGGGUAAUAAGGAAUAUCUUCUCCAUCUGACUCUAAAUCAUCUUCUGAAAUCUCACCAUUCUCCAACCUCAUAAGCAUAUCCUCUAUUUGCCGCUCUACAAAGCCAAAAAAAAAGCAUUUAACCAUACCCAAAAGCGAGUAAAAUCAAAACCAAAACCGUUAUGAACAAACUUUUGAAUGGUGUGUAGGCGGGAACCAAACGCAUGCUGUAUCGUUUUCGAGACAAACAUAAAAUGCGAUAUUUACUCAGAUAAACACAUAAAAGUCGUGCAUAUUCGAUUGUUUUCAAGUAAAUGAAGGACUUACCAUCCAUUUUGUGAUUUUUGUUGGCAUCAAUUCGAAUUAUUUUCGUUCUCGCAGUUUUAUAAAAACUUCAAUUCCAGAAAAACGCGCACUACGUUGACGACUACACCAUAGACAAGGAAAUUAUUCCACAGAUAUGACAUUGACACCUGACACUUACUUUUUUUUGUUGGGUAAUGAGGCAAAGAAAUGUAUGAAUCUUCAGCCUACGCAGUACUUCAAAUAAAAAUCCGAUAAAAACUAUUAGAAUGCGAUGUAUCGAUAUCGAUACAAGAUGCAUUUAAGGGUUAAGGAAAUUAAAAUGAAAUACAUUUGCUCCUGUCAAAUAUUUUAUUCAAAUGAUAACUAUUAUAAUAGACGAUAAUACAUUAACAGUAUAACAGAGUAUUAUUACGUGGUACGAUGUAAUGUUUACUAAAUACAUAUCAAUGGGAGGCCUGUCUUACUACAUUUAUAACAUUCCGUUGUAUGGUAAACACACAAGUAGACAAUACUACAAUUUUGACUGCACGGUUGGCGCGGUGGCUGGGCAACUAAGGCCUCUGCCUCGAAUCUCGGGGGCAGCGGGGCGGCGG